AUGACAGAAAUACGUACUUUUGAAAUUAGAUAUUUUUCGCUUGUGAAUGAGAAGGGCACGACAACUGCAACACAAUACACAACCAUGACACAACUGGUGCGCGAAAGAGUCUACAAAUUCUUGUCGAUAGAUAAUAUGCAAGCAUAUACUGAGUCGAAUCCAAAUGAUAACACCUCGAGCAAAUCUCAUUACGUGAAAAUCACCGCAAAAGCAGGUGAAGUUUUCCGCUUAUUGGCUGGGUUUGAAGAUGGAUCACAAGACAGCAAAAGCUAUGCAUCACCCAAAAAAGACAAUUUGAAUAGCAUUGGCCGUGAAAAAGAAAAAGGUCGUUACGUUCAAUUGAUGUCGGAAAAUCGACAGAUAAUUUUCGUCUCACUUUCAACAAAAGGAAAAUUUUACGAGAUCGAACAUAGCAGCGUCCCACAAAUGUUAACAAAGCACAAUAACAAUAUCAAUAAAACGAAGCCAUUAAAUGCCGAUUGCGUUCAUCGCAUCAGUAGCAUCAUCAAGGACGACGCUAUAUUUCCGAUUAAUUUGAAAUUUAUUUCAAAGCACAGCAGUGGAUUGAUGCAAAGUGGAAGCAUUCCAGAACAUAUUAGAAUUACUAGAGUUUCAAUUGAAAAUUCCGUCAUCGCAUGUCCAAUUGAUGAAGCUGAAUUUUGUAAUCCACUUCAUCUUGUUAAACUUUAUCUUCAUCCCGAAAUGAAGUUUAUAAAAUGUUCAUUGGGCUUUGAAAGCGAGAAAGUUAUGUUCUCGAAUCAAAAUGUUCAGAAUUUAUUGAAAUUCUGUCAGUUUAAUUGUGAUAAUUUCAUGCGGGCCAUUGAGUACGAAACACUUCCGAAAGAGAGCAUAACGAAGUCAACUGAUAAUCUUUCGAGUCUUGGAAAAGUCAAGGCGAAAGCUCCAUCGGCUUUCUCAAAGUUCUUCAGCAGUGAAAAAAAUUCCUCGGCACACGAGCGUGAAGAUUCCAUAAUUUUCUUGUCUAAAAACGAUUUGGAGAACAUGGAACAGCAAAAACAGUUGACUCAAGAAAGCGAUAAAAUGAAACCUUUCCAGGCCAGUAAGAAGAGUUGGUUCAAAAAUUUGCGAAAUGGAUCGUCAAGUAACAACAACACGAAUUCAAACAGCAACAAAACCAACAAUUCAUUCAUAAACCUCAACAGUAACAGCAUGGAUCGUUAUCAAGAUAUGUCAAAAAUGAUACAAGAACGUUUUGGGACAAUCGAGAUCAAUGAACGUGGCGAGCCAUCAUCAACAACUAUUAAGUCAUCAUCAGAAAUCAGUUACGAUUUAAAUGAUCGCACCAACAGAGCGAUGCAAAAAUGUUUCUCUUUACAAAAUAUUGAACUCAAUUCAAUGGACAUGAGUAUGCAGGCACCGGAUUUGGUUGUGAAACAUCAAAGACAAAAUACAAACCGAAAUGCAUCCAACGACGAUAAAAUCGAAAAGGAUGAAACUUAUGUUAGUCAUACAAGUUCUUCAAAUGAUUCUGCAUUAAACAAUUCCGACCCAAACCAACCGAAGCAGAAAAGUUUCAUCACUGAAAAACUAUUUAACGAGUUUUAUGUCAAGACGAAGCAAUAUAGCAAAUCGUCUUCCAGCUUACAUCAGCUGCUUCAUUUUUCCGUUCCACAAAAGAUGAAUAUACGCGAAACGAGAAAGCGAUUAGAAAAAGUUGAAGACGAGAAACGACAAGAGCAAGAAGAAGAAUCACAUUCAGCUUUGUUGCAUCUUCAACUUCCACCACCGCCAUCAACUGAACCGCCGGAAAGCGAUAACGAACCUAACAACGAUGCAGUAUUUGGAGAUAAUGUUUCGAUCGUUACAGACGAUCUACCGUACUGCAGUGUUCGUGAUUCAAUUUUUCAGAAUAAUAAUGACAGAAGUGCGCCUCGUGAAACGCCAACCGAAAGUAUUUACGCUGAAAUUUGUGCCACACCGCCACCCGUUUCUUCCGAUACUUCAGAAGUAUCGUAUCGCGUGGAAAAGCCAAUGAGUGCCAGCAUUAAGAAGCAAAACGUUAGCAGCAUCCGUAUUUCGUUCGGACAUGAUUCAGUUCCAACAAUUUUAUCAAAUGGCUCUAACAUAAGCUAUAAUAAAUAAUCUCAUUCAACUUCAUUUAUUCUAAUCAUUCACCCCAGGAUACAUUUUGACACACAUACACGCCAUGUCGUGCACUAAAGAAAUGUUUAUUCUUUCUAAAUAGAUAAAUAUUUAUAUAUUAUCAAUCAAGUGCAAAUAUAUUUUAAUUUAUUUCGCUAUAAACAUUAUUAUCUCGAUACACUUUCAAUUUAUCUACUUAGCUACUUAAAAGUAUGGGAUGUGCCUUAAUACUUUUAUUCAAAGUUCUCAGCAAACUUUUCUUCUUUUUUCAUUUUAAAUUUGUGGAAUAAACUCAUAUGGAUAUGAAUUAUAAUGGCAUCAAAGUUCAAAUUCCUUUCAUUUGGAAAAGGUUUGAGUAGCAAUUGAUUUAUCAUCUAUUUUAACUUACUGAAUUCAAUUCACUGGUUGUUACAUUACAUGAAUAAAUGGAUCACCAUGAAAGAGAUAAACGCACAUAAUGACACGAUCAUGGAAGUUAAAAAGAUGAAAUAAAAUUCUUAGAAUUACUUAUUAAGCUUAGCUUAACAUAGAUAUAGAGAUAUUGUAUCAUUUCUCAUGCAAAUACCAAAGCAGUGUGAUAACAGACGAAAGGCAUGAAGAUGAAAAGAGUAAAAAGAAGAAAAACAAAAACUUUGAAAACAAAACUUUUUGCGACAUGUUUUUUGAAUGAAAAUAAAAAGAAGAAAUUAAAAUUAAAAGAAAAAAAAAUUGACACGAAAUAAAAUGAGGAAAAAAA
This is a messenger RNA of Clunio marinus, 2839 nucleotides long. The record is from the annotation of a GenBank genome assembly. NCBI's taxonomy places the organism in Eukaryota, Metazoa, Arthropoda, Insecta, Diptera, Chironomidae.